Messenger RNA from Anopheles funestus (African malaria mosquito), 2280 nucleotides. RefSeq names its product calreticulin. The record is from RefSeq and is a predicted model, not a curated record. The transcript has 3 exons. Gene Ontology annotation, cellular component: endoplasmic reticulum; endoplasmic reticulum membrane. Lineage: Eukaryota; Metazoa; Arthropoda; Insecta; Diptera; Culicidae. Gene Ontology annotation, biological process: protein folding. Bases 112 to 1332 code for a protein of 406 amino acids. Gene Ontology annotation, molecular function: calcium ion binding.
AUGGUUGUUUAUUAUUAUUCGUCUAUACUGCGUUCUUUCGGCCAGUCCAUUUUGUGAGCGAAGUGCAUUCGAAGUGCAUAGUGCAUAGAAAAGUUGCUAAUUUCUACCAAAAUGCGUACGUUUGCGGUUUUAUUGGCCGCCAUCCUGGCCGUUAAUGCCGAAGUGUACUUUGAAGAAGGAUUCAAAGACGAUUCGUGGCAAAAGACCUGGGUCCAGAGUGAACACAAGGGUGUGGAGUAUGGCAAGUUUGUGCACACAGCCGGAAAGUUCUUCAAUGAUGCCGAUACCGACAAAGGUCUACAAACGUCGCAGGAUGCCCGGUUCUACGCUCUGUCUAACAAGUUCACGCCGUUCUCCAACAAGGAUGAUACUCUCGUCAUCCAGUUCUCGGUGAAACACGAGCAGAACAUUGACUGCGGCGGUGGCUAUCUAAAGGUGUUCGACUGUUCUGUCGAUCAGAAGGAUUUGCACGGUGAGACGCCGUACCUGGUCAUGUUCGGGCCGGACAUUUGCGGACCGGGCACGAAGAAGGUGCACGUGAUCUUCAGCUACAAGGGCAAGAACCAUCUGAUCAACAAGGACAUUCGCUGCAAGGACGAUGUGUUCACUCACUUCUACACGCUGGUCGUGCGCGCGGACAACACGUACGAGGUGUUGAUCGACAAUGAGAAGGUUGAGUCUGGCAGCUUGGAGGAUGACUGGGACUUCCUGCCACCGAAGAAGGUUAAGGAUCCGGAAGCCAAGAAGCCGGAAGAUUGGGAUGAUCGUGCUACCAUCGCCGACCCGGAUGAUACCAAGCCGGAGGACUGGGACAAACCAGAACACAUUCCCGAUCCGGAUGCCACCAAGCCGGACGACUGGGACGAUGAGAUGGACGGCGAAUGGGAACCACCGAUGAUCGACAAUCCCGAGUACAAGGGCGAGUGGAAACCGAAGCAGAUCGACAAUCCGGCCUACAAGGGUGUUUGGGUGCAUCCGGAAAUCGACAACCCGGAGUACGUAGAGGACAAGAGUUUGUACCUGCGCGAGGAAGUGUGCGCCGUCGGUGUUGACGUGUGGCAGGUAAAGUCGGGCACCAUUUUCGACAACUUCCUCAUCACCAACGAUCUCGAGGCAGCGAAGAAGGCGGCCGCCAGCGUCAAGGAUACGCAGGAGGGCGAAAAGAAGGUGAAGGACGCACAGGAAGCCGAAGAGCGCAAGAAGGCCGAAGAGGAGGCGGCGGCUGAAGAAGCUGCCAAGGACGACGAGGAUGAGGAUGAUGAGGACGAUUCGGACAACGCGCUGCCAGGUGAAGCGACCGAGGUGGAGGAUGAUGGACACGAUGAGCUGUAAAAGCAGGAAGCGAUUGCUGCAAUACGCAGGACGCUUUAACGUAUUCCUAUGGAAUGCGACCCAUGAAUCGAUGGGGUGAGGGUAGAACGCAAGAACGAAACACUAAUCGACUGCCACAGAAAAUAGGAGACCGAGGUGGAAACAAAACCGACGCAAAAUGAUAAGGAAGGUAACACAGCAUUUCACUUACACAAUGGGAAGGGUACGAGACCGCAGUAGAGACAAAUCGAGAAAUCUGCUUAGUUGGGGUGAUAACUUUCAGAGAGAAGCAGGGACUGAGUAAUGAAGGCGCACUUAGAACGGCAUUACCUGUCGUUUAGACAGUGACACUAGUUUGGUGCGUGUAUGCUUGUUGUACACCCAUGAGAAGAGGGUUUUUUUGCUCCUAAUAUCGAAUAGAUUUUGCGACCAGUAGCGCGCCUCCUACUACUUUAUAGGAAUGUUAAUGAAAGGCACGACAUUCGACUAUGUUCAAAUAGUCAUCUCAAGCGGGACGAAUGGAAUGGGAAUGCACGACACGACGGCGCAUUGAAUGGAUGGCAGGAUCGUCGACUAAUCUCACACAUACACAAAGUAGCCUAUCUUUUCUUCCUAUCGUGCAUUACCUGGCAAUAUAAGCUGUAACGAUCAUGUUUAAGACUGUACGCUUGGUUUACACAACGUGCAGAAAAGUUAUUUUUGUUUUUGUGGGUAAUCGUUUUGUUUUAAUUCCCUUUUUUCCGCCCUAUUAUGAGUGUACUUGAUUUAGAUUUUUAAGAACUAGCAGGCAGGCCACCUUACAAGAGUGUAAAAUAUGAAACCAAUGGACAGAUAGACGACUAUUAGUGAAAAACAAAGCAACAGGAAGAAUAACAACAAAAACUUGUUGAAGAACAAAUGUGGUGUUAAUGAUAAAGAGAGAGAAAAAAAACAGUCAGAAACAAUAAAAAACAAAUUGAAAAAUCUAAA